Pestalotiopsis fici W106-1 is the source of this 498-nucleotide messenger RNA. RefSeq lists its product as uncharacterized. NCBI's taxonomy places the organism in Eukaryota, Fungi, Ascomycota, Sordariomycetes, Amphisphaeriales, Sporocadaceae. The transcript has 3 exons. The coding region runs from base 1 to 498 and encodes 165 amino acids. The record is from RefSeq and is a predicted model, not a curated record.
AUGAUGUUCUCAAAAUUUGUCGGCGCCUUGUCGGCUGUGGCCGGCGCUCUCAGCCAACCUUUGUUCGAGCGCGCUGCGACCUACAACUUCAGCAUCUACGCUUACAGCAGUGACACAAUCCACGGAUACCCCGUUAUCUCCAUCAACAACACGGCGUACAUCACUUCCGCUGAUGUUGGCACCUAUACCAAUGGACACAACGUAACUUUCGAUGCCCUAUCUUCUCACGGAAACUUCACUGCCACCAUCCCUGGAGGAGGCACCCCUCUGUUCUAUGUGCCCUCUACUUCGGGUCCCGCCGGGUUCACUAAUGACACCGAUGAUGAUACACUCAUUACUUCUGGAUUUGGUCUCUACGGACACGUUGUUUUCUUGCAGUCUGGAACUUCCAUGAUGACCGAAUGGUAUGCAAUUGCCACGGACAUUGACUCUCUCUGGCAGCUGUCCUGGGAUGAUACCGAUGGUUUCCCCAUUACACUUCGAAGCAUUGCCCCUUAA